AUCAAGCGUACAUUGUCGCACUGCUCCUCACGAUACAACCAUUCUCUGUGGUACUUCUGUGCUCAGGCUGGCUAUCUGCGCGCUACCUCUUGGUUAGCCUCCGUAGGCCAUCGUCGGUCUCUGCAGCUUUGUGAAACGGACAUUAUUUUAGUCACAUCGCGUUGUUUAUAGUGUCAAAUUUCCUCUGACUGGAGCAUUAAUUUAUACAGUUCUUAUUAUGUUUAACGAUGCUUACCCCAUCGAUGUGGCCCAUUAUGGCGCUAAAGCUAUGCGAGUCGAACACUGGUCUAUACUCAUCGUCACAAAGAGUAGCCAAAACGUUUUCACCAGGAAAGAGACUGCACAAGCCCACGCCCAUCAGAUUUCGGGUUCCACAACCGACUACUAUAUAAAAACUCCACAGGACGUAUCUGACGUUCUCAAGUCCACAGCGUACCUAGGCAUGGUGAAAGUGGGGUCGAUCCCCAAGGACCAUCUAGAGAACGCCCAGAGAGUCGUCCAGGAUACGCCUGUCAUCCUCAAUAACACCAGCUGGGACUGUCGCUACUGGGUCAUUUCAGCCUUACAGUGUCUCCAGAACGAAGGGUACAACACAUUUUCAUGAAGAUUGGUGGGGGAAUAGCUAUUUUUCCUGCUCUCGAAUUUUGGUUCGCAAGGAAUAUAUCUAUCUCUUCGAGCGGCUGCAGGGCUGUAGUCAUAUUAGAGGGAUUAUACUCGGGGUAUUGUUCUGGAUGGGUAUUCAGGCAUUAGAAUGUCCAUGUUCCU
Guyanagaster necrorhizus is the source of this 765-nucleotide messenger RNA. RefSeq lists its product as uncharacterized. The coding region runs from base 218 to 604 and encodes 128 amino acids. Lineage: Eukaryota; Fungi; Basidiomycota; Agaricomycetes; Agaricales; Physalacriaceae. The transcript has 2 exons. The record is from RefSeq and is a predicted model, not a curated record.